UUUCAAUCAGUAAAGGGUAAUUACUUGUUGUAUGUCGUUUCAUUAUUAAUCGAACGAGUGAGAAGAAUAAAAGUUUUUGUUGAAUAUGCUUCUAUUGCCGUUGAUAUUAUUUUUGUUAGUCGGUAGUGGGAUAGGACAACAGUGUCAAAUAGCGACGAAAUGUGUCACAGAUUAUGCCGAAGACCAAUGUUGGGUAACAGAACAAUUAGUGCCGAACAGUCACAUAUUUAAUUGUUGUCCGAGCUGUCAAGUAACCUCUGGCGAGACACCGCCAGUGACUGGAUGCAAGCCGCCAUAUAAUUGUCUUCCCGAUGGAAGUUAUGGUCCAGUGCAGUGCAAAGGUGACAUGUUUACAGGAAGGUGUUUCUGUUCGGAUGGAAAUGGGAACAGAAUAUUUGGACAAAUGUGGAGAACCGACGCGAGUCAAAUGACUUGUGCUUGCAGUAGACGUAGAGCAGAGAUGGAGGUAUCUGAAAAGAGAAGCGUUACGUUACAUUGCACUCGGUCGGGCGACUAUGAGCCUUUGCAAUGUGAUAACGGAAUGUGUUGGUGUGCUGAACCUAAAACUGGACAGCCCACAGCCGGACCAGUACCUGAAUCAGAUAUGAGGCAACUGCCGUGUUAUAGUACAUCAAAAGUAGGUAGUCAAUAUUUACGACGCUGCGAGAGCUUGGUCCAUGCCAUAGCAAAAAUUCAACAGGAACAACAGGAUCACGGAACCAACUUCUUAGGGAACCCCGUUACCUUCUGUGACUAUGAUGGCAGUUAUGGACCCUACCAAAUCACGAACGGAAUCGCAUACUGUACAGGGCUUGAUGGUGAAAUUCUGGGAUCUUGGCAGGUUGUUUCAAGUGAAAUGACUGGAAUGAAUUGCAACUGCGCCCGCGACACUAUCAUGUACUUCCCUGAACGUGGUAUGACGGUGACUGAAACAUGCCAGCCGAAUGGUAACUACAUGCCGAAUCAGAACGUUGGCAACGUGUUCUAUUGCGUCGACAGCGACGGGUAUCCCACCACCGAUUUACUAGACCAGUGGCCGCCUGGUGGUUGCUCGAACAUCAUUUCUAAUUCCAAGUAGUAAUUUUUUGAAAAUAAUCAAUUGUAUCAAUUAAAUAAAGAAUUACUUAUUGAAAAAAAACUGCCCGAUGAUAGCGGUUUCC
Diatraea saccharalis (sugarcane borer) is the source of this 1160-nucleotide messenger RNA. NCBI's taxonomy places the organism in Eukaryota, Metazoa, Arthropoda, Insecta, Lepidoptera, Crambidae. The record is from the annotation of a GenBank genome assembly.